Molecule: messenger RNA, 530 nt
Organism: Peromyscus eremicus (cactus mouse)
Lineage: Eukaryota; Metazoa; Chordata; Mammalia; Rodentia; Cricetidae
Product: large ribosomal subunit protein P1-like
Exons: 2
Coding region: 78-530 (150 amino acids)
Biological process (GO): cytoplasmic translation; translational elongation
Cellular component (GO): cytosolic large ribosomal subunit; ribosome
Molecular function (GO): protein kinase activator activity; structural constituent of ribosome; ribonucleoprotein complex binding
Source: RefSeq, a predicted model, not a curated record
UCCAAGGAAGCUAGGGCCGCGUUGGGGUGAGGCCCUCACUUCAUCCAGUGACUAGCACCGUACCGGCAGUCCGCAACAUGGUCUCCGUCUCCGAGCUCGCCUGCAUCUACUCCGCCCUCAUCUUGCAUGACGACGAGGUGACUGUCACGGAGGACAAGAUCGAUGCCCUCAUUAAAGCAGCUGGUGUCAGUGUUGAACCUUUCUGGCCUGGCUUGUUUGCAAAGGCCCUGGUCAAUGUCAACAUUGGGAGCCUCAUCUGCAACGUAGGGGCUGGUGGGCCUGCUCCGGCCGCUGGAGCCGCGCCAGCGGGCCGUCCUGCCCCCUCAACUGCUGCUUCCCCAGCUGAAGAGAAGAAAGUGGAAGCAAAGAAGGAAGAAUCUGAGGAGUCUGAUGACGACAUGGGCUUUGGGCUUUUUGACAAACCUCUUUUGUUAACAUGUCCAAUAAAAAAGAUGCUCCGGAACCUGAAGCUGUUUGCAUUCCAGAGACUCCUGCCCAAGCUAUUUGCGUUCGCCGUAAAUGAAACGUGA